AUGUUGGAAAAUGAACAGCUUAUAAGAAUUGGCGGUCGAUUGAAAAACGCGCCGAUACCGCUUGGACGCAAACACCCAAUUAUUUUACCGAAAAAUCAUCCAUUCACGGAUCUCAUGUUUCUCGAUAAACACGAAGAAACGCUUCACACUGGACCUACUAACCUUCUCGCUGCUAUUCACCGCCGGUACUGGCCGGUUGACGGACGCAACAAAGCUCGCUCCGUAAUCCACAAAUGUCACACCUGUUUCCGAAAUAAACCAACGUUUGCGCAACAGGUAAUGGCUGAUUUACCUGCAGUUCGAGUAACGCCUUCUCGCCCAUUCACAAAUACUGGAGUAGACUUUCUUGGACCUGUCUACAUUAAGCCUCCUCGAAAACAAGACGCUAUUAAAGCGUACAUCUGUGUAUUCGUCUGUAUGGUAACGAAAGCAGCUCACUUAGAAUUAGUGCUCAAUCUUACCACCGAAGCAUUCCUUGCUGCACUUCGUCGAUUCUGUGCUCGUCGUGGUUAUCCAUUGAACAUUUAUUGCGACAACGCGACUAACUUCGUAGGCGCAAAUAGAAAGCUACAAGAACUGCGAAAACUAUUCCAUUCACAACAACAUAAACUGCAAGUGGCAGGUGAAUCCACUCGUUUUGGAAUGACAUUUCAUUUCAUUCCCCCACGUUCACCCUCAUUUGGUGGAUUAUGGGAAGCUUGCGUAAAAUCAACAAAAAAUAUACUAAACCGUGUAACCAUGGAUGUGCUUUUUUCUCAAGAAGAAAUGACUACUACGGUGGCUCAAAUCGAAGCGUGUUUAAAUUCACGACCACUCACACCUUUAUCCAACGACCCUGAUGACUUAGAAGCCCUCACUCCUGGUCAUUUUCUUAUCGGUGCUCCUCUCCAAAUGAUACCGGAGCCCGACCUUUCCUCACUCACUCCAAACCGCCUGUCUCGCUGGCAACAAUUGCAACGGGUGCUGCAAUCUUUUUGGUCCCGUUGGUAUAUGGAAUACUUACCUACUCUACAAAGGAUUCAACGGUGGCCUGGCGAACAUCCGAACCUUUCCGUCGGAGAUAUGGUGCUAGUACAUGAGGACAACUUACCGCCUACGAAAUGGCCUAUUGCACGUGUCGUUAAGACGAUUGCUGGUGAGGAUAAGUGUGUGAGGGUUGCAGAUGUUCUAUUUGGGGACAACAAAAUCUAUCGCCGUACGAUUCGCAACAUGUGCCCACUUCCACAAGACGAUCCUAGAGACGCCACAGAUACUAUGGACCCCGCUUCAACACCGUAA
This is a messenger RNA of Wyeomyia smithii (pitcher-plant mosquito), 1278 nucleotides long. RefSeq lists its product as uncharacterized. The record is from RefSeq and is a predicted model, not a curated record. Bases 1 to 1278 code for a protein of 425 amino acids. Gene Ontology annotation, biological process: DNA integration. Lineage: Eukaryota; Metazoa; Arthropoda; Insecta; Diptera; Culicidae. The transcript has a single exon. Gene Ontology annotation, molecular function: nucleic acid binding.